This is a messenger RNA of Lineus longissimus, 1316 nucleotides long. RefSeq names its product acylpyruvase FAHD1, mitochondrial-like. NCBI's taxonomy places the organism in Eukaryota, Metazoa, Nemertea, Pilidiophora, Heteronemertea, Lineidae. Gene Ontology annotation, cellular component: mitochondrion. The record is from RefSeq and is a predicted model, not a curated record. The coding region runs from base 23 to 673 and encodes 216 amino acids. Gene Ontology annotation, molecular function: acetylpyruvate hydrolase activity. The transcript has 3 exons.
CAUAGAUGGCGAAAGUGUCGCGAUGGCGUCAACAAAAGUUACCAAAUUUGUCGAAUUUGGCAAGAAAAUAGUUGCUGUUGGCAGGAAUUUCAGUGAACAUGCUGCUGAACUUGGAAAUGCCAUUCCUACUGAACCUAUCAUCUUCCUCAAACCAACAUCAGCUUAUGUUACAGAGGGGAACCUCAUAAAGAUUCCCAAGAAUUGUCAAGAGCUUCACCAUGAGGUUGAACUUGGUCUUGUCAUUGGGAAAAUGGGUGCUAACAUCCCUGCAGAAAACGCCAUGGAUUACAUCGGAGGGUAUGCGCUGGCUCUGGAUAUGACCAACAGAGGGCACCAGACGCAGCUUAAGAAGAAGGGACAACCAUGGUCCCUUGCAAAAGGAUUUGACACGUCCUGUCCCAUUAGUGAUUUCGUACCAAAGGAGAAGAUACCAGAUCCUGGCGCUAUUCAGUUGUGGUGUAAAGUAAAUAAUGCAAUGAGGCAGGACGGAAAUACUAAAGAUAUGAUAUUCACUAUACCAAACCUGAUUAGUUUUAUCAGUGAAUAUUUCACCUUAGAGCCAGGUGAUUUGAUUUUGACUGGUACGCCUGCUGGAGUUGGGCCCGUGAAGUCUGGAGACACUAUUGAAGCGGGUUUAGAGAAUGUGGUUAGAAUGUCUUUCACUUUGGCCUAGUUGAAAGUACAGCAUCAUGGUGCACAUGUCAAGGACAAGUUUAAGCUCAAAGACAGUACGUCUUUUCUAGGAAUACUGUUUUUAGGGUUCAAAACGUUGUUGAUUACUUAUCAGCUUAAAAAUGGGUUUCAGAAAAGCAUUGGGUAUUCAGCCAUCAGCUGUGUAAUUUGAUAGACUGCUAUUGGCAUAGCAGUGCUGCCUAUCGUCUAUUUCACGAGACAAUAGCACUCAGAUACUUAGUGAUCUCACACGGAAAAUGCUGCGGUUGAAAAAAUUUUAAAUUUCAUCUAAAACUUAAAAGUCCAAAGCAGCAGUUGGAAAUAUUUUUAUAUUUCAUCUAAAAUUUUAAAGUCCAAAGUAUCCAAAACACUUACUUACAUGACCAAGAGCCAUUUGAAGUGAAACACUUGACAACUUUUCACAGGCAUUUUCGACAUUUUUGUGAGCUCGUCAUUUUCUGAUGCAAUGGACUAUGUUCUUGGUGCCAUGAGGUGUGUUAUUGAUUGAUGACACAUAUAAAAAAUGCACUUGUUAAAUUAUAUUGUCAAUUCAGUGUUUAAAAACAUGAUUGUGGGAAGCAUUUUUACUGUUUUGAUGUUUUAUUUCUAGCAUGAAUAAAUCUUAAUUAUUUAGUUCCAAUCAA